AUGAAAUUUGUUGCAAUCACACUUUUGGCAUUCAUCGCAGCUGCUUGUGCUGGUCCCAUUUCUGUAUCCAAUAACAAUGUUGGUGACAUUGUUACAGUUGGAGUCAACGCAAACGCUCAAAUCGACAGUGUCGUAGAUCAGAACAUCAUUGAAGCAAUUUUGGGACUCAUGAAUCAACAGGCAAUCGGUGUAAGCACAACCGACGAAGCUUCCAAAGCUGCUGAACUCCCAAAGUUCUCAGAGAUCCACUUCAGCCCAGAAAUGAUUGAAAAAGUUAAAAGUUUAUUGAACUGA
This is a messenger RNA of Clunio marinus, 294 nucleotides long. The record is from the annotation of a GenBank genome assembly. Lineage: Eukaryota; Metazoa; Arthropoda; Insecta; Diptera; Chironomidae.